Molecule: messenger RNA, 286 nt
Organism: Closterium sp. NIES-67
Lineage: Eukaryota; Viridiplantae; Streptophyta; Zygnematophyceae; Desmidiales; Closteriaceae
Source: the annotation of a GenBank genome assembly
GACCACGGGCAUGAGCAUGAGCAUGGGCAUGAGCAUGGGCAUGAGCAUGGGCAUGAGCAUGGGCAUGGGCAUGAGCAUGAGCAUGAGCAUGCACAUGCGCAUGGGCAUGGGCAUGGGCAUGAGCACGGGCAUGAGCAUGAGCAUGGGCAUGAGCAUGAGCAUCAAGAGAGAGAGAGAGAGAGAGAGAGAGAGAGAGAGAGAGAGAGAGAAGUUCCAAGUAUAAAUGCCUCUCUCCUCCAUUCAGUCCCUCAUUAUUCAUUUCUGUUUUGGUGUGUCUCCUUCCCAC